Molecule: messenger RNA, 855 nt
Organism: Acanthosepion pharaonis
Lineage: Eukaryota; Metazoa; Mollusca; Cephalopoda; Sepiida; Sepiidae
Source: the annotation of a GenBank genome assembly
AUGGUGACAAUAGGCCCAUUGAUUCAUCUUUCCUACUUUUUUCUCCUUUUCUUUUUCCCUCUUUCCAAAUUUUCAUUAGAUAGUUUUGCUUCAAUUUUUCUUGUUUAUCCUAUUUUUCAUUCAAUUCAAUUUACAUCUUUUCCUUAUUUCUUCAUUUUUCUUCUUUCCAUAUCUUUUCCUAGUUCUUUCAUUUUUCUUCUUCAUCCAACAUAUUUUCCCAUCUUCAUUUUAUUCCUCUUUCCAAAUGUUCUAAGAUCUUCUUUCAUUUUUUCUUCAUCCUAUAUUUUCCCUACUUUUUCAUUUUUCUUCUUCAUCCUAUAUUUUCACUACUUUUUUGUUUUUCUUCUUCAUCCCUCAUUUUUUUCCUUUCUUCUUCAUUUUACUCCUCUUUCCAAAUCUUCUUGGUUCUUCUCCCAUUUUUCUUCUUAUCCAACAUUUCCCUACUUUUUCAUUUUUCUUUUUACAUCUUUUCCCUUUUUUAUUUUAUUCCUCUUUACAAUACUUAUUUUCCUCAUUAUUCUUUCAUUUUCCUCCUUUAUCCUACAUAUUUCCCUACAUUUUUUCUUCUUUCCAGAUCUUUUAAUAGUACUUUUUUUUCUGCAUUAUCUUUUCUUACUUCUUUUUCUUUCUUUUCCUUCUUUUUUUCCACAUCAUUUCCUCAUUAUUCUUUAUUUUUUUCCUAAUUCUAUUCUUUUCUUCUUUUUUCCAGAUUUUUUCUUAAUUCUUCCUCCUUCAUUUUUCUUCCUCUUCCUCUUCCUCCUACACCUUUUACCAUUUCAUCUUCUUUCAUUCUUUUCUUUUUUCAUGUCUUCUUUACCCACUUCAUUUUUCUUCUUCAUCUCAUUGAUUUCCUAA